Messenger RNA from Podarcis muralis (Common wall lizard), 3812 nucleotides. It is a transcript of the gene SLC16A10, whose product is annotated as solute carrier family 16 member 10. Gene Ontology annotation, cellular component: basolateral plasma membrane. The record is from RefSeq and is a predicted model, not a curated record. Gene Ontology annotation, biological process: transmembrane transport. Gene Ontology annotation, molecular function: transmembrane transporter activity. NCBI's taxonomy places the organism in Eukaryota, Metazoa, Chordata, Lepidosauria, Squamata, Lacertidae.
ACGCCCCUUUGCCAGCCACGCCCCUUGGUGGGGCGCGCGCGGGGUGGGGGUGGGGAGUUACCCCUUUAAAAUAACCUGAAGGCGCCUUGAGCGAAUUUACCACCCUCAGGGGCCGGUUUGUGAGGGAGAAUUUUAUACGGGGGAAUUAUAUAGAUCUAUUUGUAUAGACUAUAUAUACAAAGCGCUGAGUUUCUUUUCCUGUCGAGAAGUUUGAUACCCCCCCUCACCCGCUCAUUCCCGUUCCUGUUUCGAGAGAGAUGACCGCGUUGCCUCGGCGGAGCUAAGGAGCAAGCGAGAGGCGGCGGCUGGGCUCCUGAGAGGCAGAGCGAGCGAGGGGGCGAGCAGCCGCGUGAGGCCGCCUUAGCCGCCCUUCCUUCCCUCCGCGUAGCUCCCGCCGGCGGGCUGCGAUGUCUCCCGUCAGCGAGGAGGUGGGAGCAGGGGACGGCUGCCCCCCGGCUGCCCCCGUGGCCCCCUUGGAGGGGGGCGAGGCGCUGGGCGACGAGCCGAAGCAGGAGAACGGCGGCGAGUGGUGCUCGCACCAGACGCUGCUCUCCUCGCUGGAGGCAGCCGCCGGGGAGCCGCCCCCGGUGACGGCGUUCGCGGCGGCCGGGAGCCCCCCGGAGAAGAAGCUGCAGAAGCCGCCCACGCCGCCGCCGAAGGGAGGCGAGGCGCCGUUCGAGCCCCCCGAGGGCGGCUGGGGGUGGGUGGUCAUGCUGGCCUCCAUGUGGUGCAACGGCGCCGUGUUCGGCAUCCAGAACUCGUGCGGGGUCCUCUUCAAAGCCAUGCUCAAGGAGUUCGGAGACCCCAACGACCCGCAGCUGACGUUCAAGACAGCUUGGGUUGGUUCCCUGUCCAUGGGAAUGAUCUUCUUCUGUUCUCCCAUAGUCAGUGUAUUUACCAACCUAUUUGGCUGCCGGAAAGUAGCUGUUGUUGGAGCAGCAGUGGCACUUGUUGGGCUUUUGUCAAGCUCAUUUGUAAGCUCACUUGGACCUCUAUACUUCACUUAUGGAAUCUUAUUUGGCUGUGGUUGCUCAUUUACCUAUCAGCCAUCCCUGGUCAUUUUGGGGCAUUAUUUCAAGAAGCGCCUGGGACUGGUGAAUGGCAUUGUCACUGCUGGCAGCAGCUUGUUUACUGUAACACUGCCCUUUCUUUUAACUGUACUGAUUGACUCAGUUGGCUUAUACAACACUUUCCGGAUCCUGUGCAUUUUUGUGUUCGUUCUCUUCCUGGCUGGUUUUACUUACAAACCUCUCAUUCCCAGUGCCAAAGAAAAUGGGGAAAAGAGCAAGUCCACAUUUCCUCCUGCAAAAAAUAUUUUUAAUUUUUCCAUUUUUAAAAUUAAGAGUUAUCUAAUCUGGGCUAUUGGGAUCCCAGCUGCCUUAUUUGGAUACUUCAUACCUUAUGUGCACCUAUUGCACCAUGUGAAGGAACGUAUUGGUGAACAUGUUCCAGAUGAGACACUUCUGCUUUGCCUUGGCAUUACUUCAGGAGUUGGUCGAUUGAUCUUUGGCAGAAUUGCAGACUAUAUUCCAGGUGCAAGAAAGGUUUAUCUACAGGUGAUUUCAUUUUUCUUCAUUGGCCUGAUGUCUAUGAUGAUUCCAUUAUGCGACUCCUUUGGAAGUCUCAUUGCUGUCUGCCUCUUCAUGGGUCUUUUUGAUGGCUGCUUCAUUAGCAUUAUGGCACCAAUUGCCUUUGAGCUAGUUGGUGCACAGUAUGUUUCCCAGGCAAUUGGAUUCCUCUUGGGCUUCAUGUCUGUUCCAAUGAUAGUUGGUCCACCUGUUGCAGGAAUACUUAAAGAUCACCUGGGUACUUACGAUGUAGCAUUCUACCUAGCAGGAGUUCCCCCAAUGAUCGGAGGAGCUGUAUUGUGUUUCAUCCCAUGGGUGCAUGAAAAGAAGAAACCCAAAGAAAAAGCUAGUCCAAUGGAUGGGAAAACUAUGGAGAAAAUGCUGGAAAUCAAAAGCACCUCAGAGCCAGACUCAUAUGAAAAACCCAGAAAAGAACCAGAGUCCGUUAUUUAAUGGCCGAUAUUUUUCUUAUCAGAUUGAAUUUAUUUUUAUAAGAACUAGGUUAGCUUUCUGUUUAUGAAUUGAAUGUACCGUAUGAUUGUACUUCAAAAGCAAAGCCACAAUGAGAGCUAUCAAAGUAGUAAAGGUUAAAACAAAAUGGUUAAUAGCUUAAAAAUGCCUUUCACCCAUUUUUAUAUGGUCUCAAAACACACUUCCACAUACAACAUGGAGCUUUUUGUCAUCAGAAUACAUGCUAGUGGGGGCGUGUGUCAGGAGAAUUUAAAACAAACACAUAUGACUGCAUUUCUGGAACUCAAUAAAUGUCUCCCUUCUACUAACUAAUCCUUUCAUAAUGCAUCCAGCAACUUCAUGAUUCACCUAAUGGUGGAAUGGCAUGCAUCUGGAAUUAUUAGUAACAUCUUAAUGUUCUUAAAGCUACUAUUUUUAAUCUUUAAAAAGAUGUGUGGGGUUUGCAAUGUGGAUUCACAGCUUUUUAGAUCUUCUUAAAAACAAAUUCUAUGCAGAUUUUGGCAUGCCUAAGACCACUGAUUUCAAUGGGUUUAAGAAUGUCUAAUGCUGUGUAAGAUUGCAGCUUUAGCUUUUAAUCCCCAGGAAACCAUUGCAGUAAACUAUGAAAAUGUCUUUUCAUAAUGCAAUAGUGACAAUUCAACUUUUGCUUAACUCUGCAGUGGAAUCCUUCUUGCAUUUCUUCAUUUAUUUGCUUCAUGUAUUUUAAAGGUGGUUGGCAUCAUGGUAACCUUAUAACUCUUUAUUUCUUAAAUAAUUUAAACUGCUGAGCUAAUGAUAAGCUAAUUAUUCAUGUGUACGUGAAAAACACGGUUCUUACAUCAUCUUUCUUAAUAGGUUACUAGUAAUUAUAAAAUCACAUAUACUGAAUGAAAUCCAACGGGUUUUGCUCUGCUGCUGGAAGCCAUCCAUCAGUAGAAUGGGUAGGGGGUCAAUUUAUUUUAUUUAUUUAUUAAAUUUGUAUACUGCCUUUACUGGAUGGCACUUCACAACAUAAAAUUACAAUAUAAAAAACACAAAAUACAUGAUAAAAAUAUAAACAGAAACAAACCAAUAAUCCUCCCUUCCACUACACAUUUAAAAGGGUAUUGACAGUCAUUCAGCCAGAGGCCUGGUUGAGGAGGAAUGUUUUCACCUGGUGCCCAAAGGUGUAUAAUGAAGGUGCCUCCCUGGGGAGAGCAUUCCACAAAUGGGGAGCAGUAUAUGGCAAUUCCUUCUUUGUAAUUCAGCACUCAAUAAUCUUUUCUUGGGGUAUCCUCCAGAGCAAAUCUGGCCAGGAUGCAAGGGGAAUAAAAAAUGCCAGAUUUGGGCGAGGGCAUUCAGGGGUAGUUGCCAAAAAAAUUCCCACCUCACAUUUGAUAGGUACAUUUCAUUAGUGCAGUGACACCCAUUGGAUUCCAUCCUAUAUUCUAUAGUGUAGUGAAGCAACUGUUUUCCAUCAGAUUUGUCUAUUUUCAUUAUUUAACCCAAAGUGUAGUAAUACUGCUUGUGAUUUCUUUUGAUGGAUCAGUUCAAAUCAAGGGGCAUACUUAAGAUUUCACUAACAUUCUGUUUUCAAUCCUGCUAUGCAUCUGAGUCCUUCUGUUGCAGUAUCAAGAGAUAUACAAAGCAACAUAGCCCAUAUAUGUAGGCAAGAUUCUGCUUCUCUUUGGUACUUAACAGCAGGUAUGAGAAGAAAGUCAUGAAAUCAAGAUGGAUGGGGAGACCCUUUACUCCUCCAAGUUUCAAACCACAAGCUGUACCUUUCUGAAUGUCCCAAAAAACUUUGACACCUUG